Messenger RNA from Lachancea lanzarotensis, 2202 nucleotides. RefSeq names its product LALA0S12e02366g1_1 (gene GCD6). Gene Ontology annotation, cellular component: eukaryotic translation initiation factor 2B complex. Gene Ontology annotation, molecular function: translation initiation factor binding; guanyl-nucleotide exchange factor activity; translation initiation factor activity. The transcript has a single exon. Bases 1 to 2202 code for a protein of 733 amino acids. Gene Ontology annotation, biological process: biosynthetic process. NCBI's taxonomy places the organism in Eukaryota, Fungi, Ascomycota, Saccharomycetes, Saccharomycetales, Saccharomycetaceae. The record is from RefSeq and is a predicted model, not a curated record.
AUGGCUGGAAAAAAGGGCAAGUCCAGCGACAAAGCUGGAAACAACAAGUUGAAAAAUGAUGUUGUACCGGAUGAGCGUUUGCAAGCCAUCGUGCUGACGGACUCGUUCGAGACCCGUUUCAUGCCCUUAACAGCGGUGAAGCCCAGAUGUUUGCUGCCUUUGGCUAAUGUUCCGUUGAUAGAGUAUACUUUGGAAUUUCUUGCUAAGGCAGGUGCCAGUGAGGUUUACUUAAUGUGUGCAUCGCACGCUGAACAAAUGAGCGAAUAUAUCGAACAGUCUAAAUGGAACCAGCCGUGGUCGCCCUUCCGUGUUUCGACCAUCAUGUCGCUUGAAUCGCGGUCUGUAGGCGAUGCCAUGCGUGACUUGGAUAAUAGAGGCAUUGUCACCGGCGACUUCAUACUGGUGAGCGGAGACCUCGUCACGAAUAUGGAGUUUGACAAGGCACUGGACUUUCAUCGCAAGAGGAAGGCCGAGGAUAAAGACCAUAUAGUUACCAUGUGUCUGAGCAGAGCAAGCCAGCUUUUCAGAUCGAGAUGCCACGAACCCGCGGCUUUCAUUCUGGACAAGUCCAAUGAUAAAUGCUUAUACUACCAAGAUAUCCCAUUGGAGAAUUCCAAGCUCAAAAAUGCUAUUGCAAUCGAUCCUGAGCUUCUGGAAGACGUGGACGAAUUUAAGAUCCGUAAUGAUCUGGUCGACUGUCACGUUGACAUCUGCUCUCCUCAUGUACCAGCCAUCUUCCAAGAGAACUUUGACUACCAAUUCUUGAGAAGAGAUUUUGUCAAGGGUGUUUUAACCAGUGAUCUGCUAAAAAAGAGCAUAUACGCAUUCAUCACAGACGAUUAUGCUGCUCGUGUCGAAAGCUGGCAGACGUACGAUGCCAUUUCGCAGGACUUUAUCGCCAGAUGGUGCUACCCUAUGGUUUUGAACUCGAAUCUGCUUGACGACCAAACGUACUCUUACGAGUCCGAACAUAUAUAUAAGGAGAAAGACGUGGUAUUAGCACAAUCGUGCAAGAUUGGCAAGUGCACGGGAAUUGGAUCUGGAUCAAAGAUUGGGGAAGGUACCAGCAUUGAAAACUCUGUUAUUGGGAGAAACUGUCAUAUCAAAGAAAACAUUGUGAUAAAGAACAGUUUCAUAUGGGACAACGUUACAAUUGGAAGCGAUUCCGUGGUGGAACAUGCUCUGGUUGCAUCGAACGUUAGCAUUGGCUCGGGCGUUGUUUUAAUGGAUGGAUGUGUUAUUGGUUUCAAUGUUUCGAUCGACGAUAACAUGACAAUACCAGUGGGCACAAGACUUUCGGACACGUAUGUUCACAAGCCCGUUUCUCAAUUUUUGGACAGCGAGCCAUAUAGCGAUGACGAAGUUGAAGAGUCCGAAGCAAAUCCUGAUAACGCUCUACCUGCAUUGGCACUGGUCGGCGCAAAUGGCGUUGGAUAUGUCUAUGAAAGCGACGACGCCCACGACGACGACGAAGACAGUAGUGUGGUGUUCAACGGCACGAACGCACUGACGCACCGUUUCGAUGACUUGUAUUUGAGUGACAACUCGAUCUCAUCCAUGUCGGCUAAGCACAAGAAAAAGCGUCGGUCUUCAACGAACAGCACUGCAGCAGCCAAUGGCCGCGACGACGAAUACUACGAAGAGGACAUGGACGAGGAUGAAGACGAAGAAGAUUUUGCUGCAGAGGCUAUUGCAACUGUAGAGAGAGCCAUGGAGAACAACCAUGAUAUUGACACAGCUCUGCUGGAGCUCAAUACAUUGCGCAUGAGCAUUAACGUCACAUACCAAGAGGUGAGAUCGGCUACCGUGGUCGCCUUGCUGAGAAGAGUGUACCAUUUCAUUGCCACGCAGACCUUGGGUGCAAAAGAUGCUCUUCUGAAGGUGUUUGGUCAAUGGGGACCCUUGUUCAAGCGACAGGCAUUUGACCAAGACGAAUACGUGGACCUAGCGAACCUCAUUUUGGAGAAAACCGUGGCCCAACGGUUCGAAAAACCAGAGUUUAUCGUUUUCACAGCAUUGACGUUCCUGUACGACCAAGACAUUCUAGACGAAGACGCCGUUGAUGCUUGGUGGAGCCAGGUGUCACAAGAUCCGAAAUACGACCAAGCGAAAGUCCUGAUUGCGAAGUGGAUCGAAUGGCUCAGAACCGCUGACGAACAAUCCAGUUCUGAAGAAGGGUCUGAGGAAAGCGAUAGCGAGUGA